Molecule: messenger RNA, 1917 nt
Organism: Owenia fusiformis
Lineage: Eukaryota; Metazoa; Annelida; Polychaeta; Sabellida; Oweniidae
Source: the annotation of a GenBank genome assembly
AGCAACGUGUUCACCAUGUGGAUCGAACUGCAUAUACCCAUUCAGUAUGUGUUGCUCUAAUUGCUGUGUUAGUAGAUCGUCAUCAUGCUGCGGAAUCCGUGGAUAUGAUACAAAGUUUAGUAUGUGUUGCGAUGGUAAAAUAGUAAGCCGUUUUGGAUUGAGCCCAGCUUGCUGUGGAACGAGAGGAUAUGAUACGAAGUUUAGUAUGUGUUGCAAUGGUAAAAUAGUUAGCCGUUCUGGAUUGAGCCCAUCUUGCUGUGGAACGAGAGGAUAUGAUACAAAGUUUAGUAUGUGUUGCGAUGGUAAAAUAGUAAGCCGUUUUGGAUUGAGCCCAGCUUGCUGUGGAACGAGAGGAUAUGAUACGAAGUUUAGUAUGUGUUGCAAUGGUAAAAUAGUAAGCCGUUCUGGAUUGAGCCCAUCAUGCUGCGGAAUCCGUGGAUAUGAUACAAAGUUUAGUAUGUGUUGCGAUGGUAAAAUAGUAAGCCGUUUUGGAUUGAGCCCAGCUUGCUGUGGAACGAGAGGAUAUGAUACGAAGUUUAGUAUGUGUUGCAAUGGUAAAAUAGUUAGCCGUUCUGGAUUGAGCCCAUCUUGCUGUGGAACGAGAGGAUAUGAUACAAAGUUUAGUAUGUGUUGCGAUGGUAAAAUAGUAAGCCGUUUUGGAUUGAGCCCAGCUUGCUGUGGAACGAGAGGAUAUGAUACGAAGUUUAGUAUGUGUUGCAAUGGUAAAAUAGUUAGCCGUUCUGGAUUGAGCCCAUCUUGCUGUGGAACGAGAGGAUAUGAUACAAAGUUUAGUAUGUGUUGCAAUGGUGAAAUAGUAAGUCGUUCUGGAUUGAGCCCAGCUUGCUGUGGAACGAGAGGAUAUGAUACGAAGUUUAGUAUGUGUUGCAAUGGUAAAAUAGUAAGCCGUUCUGGAUUGAGUCCAGCUUGCUGUGGAACGAGAGGAUAUGAUACGAAGUUUAGUAUGUGUUGUGAUGGAGUGAUAAAUAGUAGAUCGGGUCUGUCGCCUGCAUGUUGCUGCACCAAGGCAUAUGAUACCCGUUUCCGAAAAUGCUGCAGUGGAUGCAGAAUUUGUUAAUUUGGCCUGAAUUAUUGAAGCUUUUCAAACACAUAGCAAAUAUAGAUGAAUGAUACACGUGACAUUUAAGUUUACUUUCUUAUUUUCAUUUCUUGGAAGAUAUAUUUUACAUUUCAAUUUUUAUAUAUGAGAGAGGAAUAGAGACCACGUCUCCACUUAGCGUGUGUUCGCGAAUGUAACUUUCGGUUGUCGGCUACUGGAUUAACCUACUUUAUUUAUGCCAAACUCAUUUAAAUAUGAAUGGAAUAGUGGCAGGUACAAUUCAUAUUUAAUGAGUUGGUUAUAAACGUGUAGGUUAAUCCGUCAGCCGACAGCCGGCAGUUGAAUUAACAAAUACAAGGUAAGUUACCUACGGGUAGUCUGUUUGUACUGUACAGAUGAGGAGAAUCUUUGACCUUCCAUCAGUGACUCACACCCUAUUCUCAUUAUUUUCUUUCAGCUAGGGGGCAUAAAUACAAAAAACAAUAAUUGGAGUCCCAUCCUGUUGUUUUAUAUGAACAUUGAAACAGGCUUCUGAUUCGAAAAAUUUGUGUAAAAUGGCGUGGACAUACUAGUAUUCAUGAAGAAAUAUACAAGGCAGGACAUUAGUUAUUAUUUGAUUUUCUGAUUAUUACGCUCAUUUUCGCCCAUUUUCAGGGGAUAGGGCAGUCCUCAGGCUCAACUCCAAUACUCUCCAUAUUUCUGAAGUAUCUGUUUAAUCCUCCAUUUCUUUGAAUUACUCGUUACAUCCUUGAUCGUCCUCAAACUCCUGUUUUAUUCAACGUGACAAUAUCAGUUUUCUUUUCAACGUCUAUAAUGUUUACAUGGAAAGGUGUGGAGCUAACCGUCCAUUGCGUGGCAUG